Messenger RNA from Heteronotia binoei (common prickly gecko), 1247 nucleotides. It is a transcript of the gene ZDHHC19, whose product is annotated as zinc finger DHHC-type palmitoyltransferase 19. Gene Ontology annotation, cellular component: endoplasmic reticulum; Golgi apparatus. Gene Ontology annotation, biological process: peptidyl-L-cysteine S-palmitoylation; protein targeting to membrane. The transcript is spliced from 9 exons. NCBI's taxonomy places the organism in Eukaryota, Metazoa, Chordata, Lepidosauria, Squamata, Gekkonidae. Gene Ontology annotation, molecular function: protein-cysteine S-palmitoyltransferase activity. Bases 11 to 1171 code for a protein of 386 amino acids. The record is from RefSeq and is a predicted model, not a curated record.
CCCUUGAGAAAUGGGGCGCGGCGGUCGCGUUGGACGCCCGUAUCUUUUGUCCAGCAUCUUCGCCUCCUUCCACUUCAGUUUGCUUCUCUGUCUCACCUGCCUGUUCUUCACCUUCCCCUGCAGCUGGCUCACCCUCCACAUCUCCUGGGGCUACCCUGUGAUCUGCGGCCUCCUCUUUAUCCCCACCAUCAUCUUCUUCCUCCGGACCAGCUUCACGGACACCAGCAUUCUCCGCAAAGGCAUCGAAGAAGAGUUGGAGAAUCAGGCGAUUGUCAUAAGAGCUCCGAGGCAGCAUUGGUGCAACCGAUGCCAGCUCCAUGGCCUGCCACACACCUUCCACUGCACCUGGUGCAACACCUGUGUGGAGGACUUUGAUCACCACUGCAUGUGGCUCAACAACUGCAUCGGACGCCACAACAUCCGCUCCUUCUUCCUCUUUGUGGUUUUCCUGAGCGGUUACAACGCAGCUGUGAUGGCGUCCUGCCUCGCCUACCUGGUGCUCAACUCCCAGAAGCCCUUCAGCGUGGAGAAGAUCUGCACGAUCGUGGUGACCAUCCCCACAGCCUUCUACCUGCUCCCGCUUCUCAUUCAGCUCAGCACCCAACUCAGCAACAUCCGGAAGGAUCGCCACAAAUGCAAGCUCCACCAGGCUCAUCACGCUACCCAAGGGAAAACCUUCCGCUCUCCCCAGGCCUGGUGGUGGACUGUGGCUUCCCGCAUCCAGCAGGGACCCAACUGCAGGGCGAACUCAGCAGCCAGGCCAAAAGCACAGGCCCCGAAUGCCAGGAAAGCUCCGACUGUCCUCGGGGCCUCCCCAGUUUCCAGCUCCCGCUCGACCGCUCCAAGCUCUUCCCCGGGCGGCGGCCCUCGAGACAAGCCCGGUGAGUGGAGGGCGGCCGAGGCCUGGCGUCACUUCCUGGCUGCCGCAGGGAGAGUUCUGCGCCUGAAGGGUCCUGCUCCGGGAGAGUCGACCCAGCAGGCCGCGCAGGAGGCCAGCAAGAAGAAAAGCAGCUGGCUUCUGAAUGCCUCGGACAUCCCCAUCCCAGAAAUGCCAGAGUCCCUCCAGCUACUGGACGAAGACCACGACACGCACUGGAAAUGCCAGCUCUACAUCAACAGGCGCGCCCCUGCCUCACCCACGGGCACCCUCCUCUCUCUCUCGGAUAUCUGAAGGGAAUCCCAGCUAGCUGUUUCCCCGGCGACCACAAUUUUGUAAUGGAAACACUGGAUAAAAAUGUCGUGUAAAG